This is a messenger RNA of Parasteatoda tepidariorum (common house spider), 1340 nucleotides long. Its product is annotated as proteasomal ATPase-associated factor 1. The record is from RefSeq and is a predicted model, not a curated record. Gene Ontology annotation, molecular function: protein binding. Lineage: Eukaryota; Metazoa; Arthropoda; Arachnida; Araneae; Theridiidae.
UUCUUAUAAUAAUCAAUCAAUCAAUACUGAAAACUCCUCGAAUGUAAAGAAAAGUCGGCAUCAAAGACUAGAUAUUUUUAUGUAAAGACAUCUAGAUAUUUUUAUGUAAACAAUUCAUUAUGGAUUCUUCUGUUACUCCGACUGUUAUUAAAAAAUCUUUAUUAUCUCUGCAAUGUGACUGGGAUGAAGCUUUAAGGGAAAAAGAUGGCACUGCAUGGGUAUCAUGUAAAGAAUAUGGUAGUGCCAGGAGCAAACAUGGGAAAUUGAUAUCCUCUAAGUCUUUGAACAAUGAAAUUACACUAGAAGCAUCUGAUGGAUUUAAAGUUGAAAAUAUUUCUCUGAAAUCAAUAGUUAUAUUACAUGAUGAUCCAAAUACUAAAUGUGAAUUCUUUGCUCCAACUAAAGCCUUUUCAAGAAUACAUAAAAAAAGUGUUCUAGGUAUUGAUGUUACUGAGGAACUUGGUAGAAAUUUAGAGGGACACAUAUGGGACAUCUAUUCUUGCCGAUUCUUCCCGUCUGGUAUAGUGAUUUUAUCUGCUGGAGCAGAUAUGCAGAUCAAAAUAUGGGCUGCAGACACAGGAGAUUGUCCUGUCACACUGAAAGGACACACUGCUGCAAUCACCGGUACAUCGAUUGUAGAAAAAGGAAGAAAUGUUGUCUCUGUAUCCAAAGAUGGCACAGCUCGUUUAUGGGAUUGCGGAAAGUCGUCUUGUUUGCAUAUUGUUUCUGAGGGUAAUGGUAACAUAAAUUGUUGUUCAGUUGCUCCAGUUGACAUUGAUGUUGGCACUUCAGACCAUCCUCCAAAUGAAAGAGAAGUUGCUACUGAAGGAAAGCUUUUGUUACUUGGAUGUGAAAAUGGUCUUUUAAAAGGGGUUGGUCUGCAAAGUCAUAAACAGGUAUUUCAACAUCAAAGUAGUUCAGCUGUAAAUUGUUGCUGUUUUAUAUCCUCCACUUCAGUUGUAUUUGGAACUCAAGAUGGAAAAAUAUGUCUCUUUGAUUUACGAGCUAGGUUACCAGUUACUAUUUGGGAGGAAUCAACUUCUCCUGUGCUAUGCAUAAUCCAUGUCAAAAAUGGAAUAUUUUGCGGAAGAGCUGAUGGUUCAUGUAUUUUCACUGCUUUUGACAAGGAUCAAUGUGUACAGCUUACAGGACCUGGUUUUGAUCCAGUUUAUUGCAUGGCAUAUAAUGGUAAUUCUAUUUUUACUGGAUCUAGAGAUGGUAUAAUCCGAAAAUAUGAAGUUCGUUUUUGACCUUUAUUUGUGUAAAUAUACUGUUCAUUGUAAACUUUUCCUCAUAUAAAUACUUCUAUUUAAGCAAUAAAAAUGUGUUGUUGAUGGAAA